Messenger RNA from Phalaenopsis equestris, 956 nucleotides. RefSeq lists its product as uncharacterized. The record is from RefSeq and is a predicted model, not a curated record. The transcript has 3 exons. The coding region runs from base 1 to 780 and encodes 259 amino acids. Lineage: Eukaryota; Viridiplantae; Streptophyta; Magnoliopsida; Asparagales; Orchidaceae.
AUGAAGUGGAGGUGGCGGAAAAAAAUUCCUGUCGGAGUGAAGCGUGUCACCGAGAGCUCGACUUGCACAGUUUCAACGCUAGAGGAAAGAGAUGUUGGGUUUCCGAACGCCGCGAUCCAACCUUUGGCUUCCCAACUAGCUCUAAUCACAACUACACUUUCCGUUAACUCGGUGAAUUCCUUUUCAUCUCCUUUGCGGCAGAACAUCAAUUCUCCUAUCUUUUUUCUCAAUCAUAAUUCAUCUUGUAUCAGGAUCCAAUGCCGGUCGGGAAUGUGCACGACGCCGAUACAGGUGACGGCAUCGCAGUUAGUCGCAAACCACGUGUUUCCGCAACCAGUAGUGAAGGCUCUCCUCUACCCAGGUGCAAUUGUAAAUUGCAUUUAUACCAACAUGUCAUUGCCAAGCUGGGACAAUAUCCUCCACAUAUACAACCUUAUUAAUAUCAACAAUGCAUCGGCGGUGGUUGAUCUUCAGCGCCUAGAGGUGCUUGCGGGAAGCUAUUUUGCCGUCGCCGGCAGUCUGAUUGGCAUUUUGAAUCCAGGGAGGAUGAGUAUGUUUGGUACUCUUCUGCUGGUUUGGGGCUUGGUGAAGGAAGGUAUGUUAGGAAAACCUGCUACAACUGAUCCCGAAAAAAGAGUUUAUGUUUACCCAACAAUGGUGGUGGCACUCAUAUGUGCUGUGUGUUCGGUGAAGUCCACUGCCAGGAAAGCAAGCAGAAGUUCUAAUGCUCAGCCCAUUGCGAAGCCUUUGAAGAGCUCAACAAAAUCCAAGUUGAAGUGAAAUUCUGAGAUGGUUUUCAAUUUUAUGAGCGUCUUUAGAUUUGUGUAGUUCUUAUGAGAUUUUUAUGGGAGUUUUCGCUGAGCAAACCCAUUAUCCUGCUGCAACAACUGCUUAAGUAGGAGAACGAAAUAACAUUUUUAUUUUUGCACUAAUUAAAUUUAGUGGGUUGACCUCCA